Molecule: messenger RNA, 1542 nt
Organism: Malania oleifera
Lineage: Eukaryota; Viridiplantae; Streptophyta; Magnoliopsida; Santalales; Ximeniaceae
Product: protein NUCLEAR FUSION DEFECTIVE 4-like
Exons: 2
Coding region: 1-1542 (513 amino acids)
Cellular component (GO): membrane
Source: RefSeq, a predicted model, not a curated record
AUGAGCAACCCAUCAGGUACUGAGUUUCCAUUUUCAUGGCUAAGCUUGGCAGGUAUCAUUUUGCUGCAAACUGUAAGUGGCACCCGCUCUGCCGACUCCGCUCUGGCCCAGCAUUUCUGCAUCUCCCAGGUGCAACUCAACUAUCUUAUUGUUGCUCUGGACAUCGGAAAGGUCCUAGGCUGGUUCUCAGGAAUCGCAGCAGAGUAUCUUCCUACAUGGAUGAUCCUAUUCAUCGGUUUGAUCAUCGAAUCAGUUGGGUAUGGGUUGCAGUACUUGUGCACUGUCAAAAAAAUCCAUUCACUGAGUUUCUGGCAGCUCUUCCUGCUAAAUGUUCUUGCAGGGAAUAGCAGUUCCUGGAUCAACACUUACUGUCAAUUAGUAGCAACACAGAAAACAAAAGAACAUGUGACGGUUAAUGCACUAACAUCAAGCUACUCUGGAUUGAGUGGAAAGAUAUACACUUCUUUGGUUGAAGGAUUCCACGGGAGGAAAGGUUCUCAAAAUCCCAGUUCCUACCUCCUCUUGAGCUGCAUUGCCCCAGCCAUAGUAGGGUUAGCUGUGGUUCUGUUAAUCAGCUGUCCUAAGCUCAUUGAACAUGGAGAAAUAAGUACCUUCCCAAUUGUGUUUGUAAUCGCUAUUGUGACUGGAGUCUACUAUAUUAUUGAAAGCACAAUACCACCCUUCAAUAACAUGUCCCCACAGUUACGGGUGGUGCUUUUACUGUCAAUGAUAACGUUACCCCUUGCUGUGCCACUGGGUAAGAUUUUACAUCAGUUUGCAUCAAAGAAAUGGAACUCUAGGGUGAUGCCCGAGAAUUCUCAGGAUAUCAGAGAUGGGAAAGUGGGAGUAAGCAUUGACAUAGCUGGGGAAAGCAUGGAAGAAGAGGUGGUAAAUAUUAAGAUGGGAAAUGAGCACAAGUUGAAAGAGCUAGUGAUGAGUGUGAAUUUUUGGUUGUAUUUUUUGGUAAAUGCAUGUGGGCCAACGCUUGGAACAGUUUACCUGAACAACAUAGGGCGUAUAUCUGAUUCCUGGGGCAGCCACGGAGCACCAUUUCUUGUAUCAAUAUCCUCUGCAUUUGUCUUCUUUGGAAGAAUUCUCUGCAUUGUGGUUGGUUGGUACACGAGGGAAAGAACGAUGGUACCCAGACCAGCAACAAUAAUGGUCAUGAUGAUUCCCAUGUCUGCAUCAUUCUUCUUGCUCAUCAGCGAGAGCAACAUAUGUUUAUACGUUUGCACUGUCACCCUAGGAACCUGUUCAGGUGCCAUGACUGCCAUAGCUGCAACCACAACUUCAGAGCUGUUUGGGCUCAACAAUUCACGUGUAAACCACAAUAUUGUUCUCACAAAUAUCCCCAUUGGCUCCCUGCUAUUUGGGUACUUGGCUGCUCUCAAUUACGAUCGAGGUGGAGGCGGAAAGUAUGGGAGAUGCAAGGGCUUCAAGUGCCAUCGCAACACCUUCAUCAUCUGGGGAUCCAUUAGCUCUGUCGGGACAAUAUUAAGCAUUGUCCUCCGUCUACGAACACAGAAGUUAUAUAUUCAGUGA